AUGAAGCGGCUUAAAAUUGGUAUUAGACCCCAAUUAAUUAUAUUGGUGUGUUUUUCAUCGUUGUUUUCCCUUUUAAUAUUGGGAAUAGUGACAGGAGUAUAUUUCAGCUCGAACUUGAGUGAUUUGCGGGCAGAAAGAUUAGAAGUCAUAUCACAGUUGAAGACCACCCAAGUUAAACAAGCAGUCGAGUAUGUUUUUUAUCAAAUAUAUUGGUUAACAACUAAAGAAUCCAUAUAUGCACCACUUUCAUCUUACAGGGCAGGAAAUAAUACCAAAUCAGUAUUCACAGGAUCUACCACUGCGCUAGAUCAGUUCCUAGCAUCAUCAGAAUUGUUUUCGGCAGCUAGACUAUAUAAUUUAGAUCUUGACAUAAUGGCCGAGAGUUAUAAUAAUGUUUCUAUGGUCUCGAAUUCAACCAUGGGUGAUUUGUUUCCGUUGGAUGUAGCAAGUGCAACACGUCAAUUUUCGACUUCAGGUGUUGAUGAAACGAGGUAUAUAACUGGACCACAAAGUAAUUCAUCAGAUCCUUCUAGUUCAUAUUUCAUGGGGAUAACUUUGCCCGUGUAUGCCAAUACUUCGAUUCUAUUGACAGAUCCUUUAAUUGCAGGUUAUUUGACUGUUGUAGCCAGCGCAAAAAAUAUACAACUUGCAAUAAGUGAUACAAACACGAAUGAUGGUACAGAUGACUAUACAGUGGCAUUAAUAAGACCAACAUUUAAGGCAAAUACAUCUAGCGCAUCAGUGCCAACUGAGUUUGAAACAAUUUUCCCGGUAAGUAAGGAUGGUUUAUUACCGAACCAUAAUUACACCAUUGACUCGGCUCCACUGGUAGAAGAAGCAUUACUGAAAACUGCUGGUUCUUCCACCAAUGUUAAAUCUUAUAAUGGUGAUUCUGUCGCUAUUGGAUACACCCAAAUACAGUUAGAUCCCCAAUUAUAUUGGACAGUCAUAGUGGAACAACCACGAUCACAAUUCUUAACUCCUGUUGUAAAAUUAAGAAACAUUAUUAUUGGAGUUGUAAUUGGUACAGGAGUUUUUAUGUGUCUCAUUACAUUUCCGUUAGCGGUAUGGUUUGUGAGACCCAUUACAAAAUUGAAAGAAGCCACAGAAUCUAUCACCAGGUCCAAAAAAAAGAAAAAUGCUAAUGAAAAAGGAUUGCCGGAUAGUUCGCCUGUUCCACCUUCAAUGCAUCCUAAUAGUGGCGCGUCAAGUAAAAGAAAUAGUGUUAUUUCUGAUGUUACAAACACCUCAUCAGUUUACUCAACUGCUAUUAGAUUACCCACAAAGAUAUCAAGCUCUAAGAAAUUUUUCAAAGAUGAAUUAACAGAAUUAUCUGAAGCAUUUAAUAUUAUGACAGAAGAAUUAGAUAAACAAUAUACCCAUUUAGAAGAUAGAGUUAAAAUCAGAACGAAGGAAUUAGAAGCUCUGAAGAUAGAAGCAGAAUCUGCAAAUGAAGCAAAAACAGUUUUUAUAGCUAAUAUCUCACACGAAUUAAGAACGCCAUUAAAUGGUAUCUUAGGAAUGACAGCUAUUGCGAUGGACGAGAAUGAUCACACAAGAAUCCAAGAAUCCUUGAGAUUGAUUUACCGUUCUGGUGAACUAUUAUUGCAUAUUUUGACAGAAUUAUUGACGUAUUCCAAAAAUACUUUAAACAGAUCGAAAUUAGAGAAAUCCAAUUUUCAAAUUCUAGAGGUUGUGUAUCAAGUGCAGUCUAUUUUCAGUAAAUUAGCGAUGGAUCAAAGAGUGCACCUCAACAUUUUAUUAAAGCCUGACAUAAUUAGAAAAUUAGUUCUAUAUGGUGAUUCAAAUAGGAUUAUUCAGAUCGUAAUGAAUCUAGUAUCCAAUAGUUUGAAGUUUACACCAGUUGAUGGUUCGGUUGAUGUUUCUUUCAAACUUUUGGGUGAAUACGAUCAAGUUAAUUCAGAAAAACAACAACAUAAGAAAGUUCAUGUUUUGAGACACACUAGAAAAUUUGCAGACGAUGGUCCGAUAUUAUCUAAAAAGGUUGAUUCCAAUUAUGACAAUGGAAAUCCCGAUACAUCUGACGAAUACAAAGAAAAACACUCCAGCGACAAAUCUUCUACCUUUUCGGGCAAGGACAAGACUUUUGAUACAAACAAUGACAGUUCAAGUAUAUUGACAUUGUCAACUGCCGAAUAUGAAAACACAAUUUUCAAUGCACAAUUCAAACAAAAUAUGAUACCCAGUCAACGAAGAUUGUCAAGUGUCUCGACCAAAUCUAAUCUUCAAGGCAGAACAUCGGCAGACCAAUCGAUUCAUGACAUCAGUGGUAGUCAUAUGGAAAAUAUGAAUGAAACCCUGAUCUCUAAUGCAUUUAAUGAGACCUCCAGUAUAGGUUCGUCAAAAGUGGAUGGCCACACAAGAAGCUAUACAACGGCUAUUUCACGUAACAUAACAAGUGGACUGUCUCAUCAAGGUACAGGAAGCAUUAGCUCUAGCUUUUCAACUAAUGAAGUCAUCAAGGAAGAUAAGGUUUAUAAAAUCAAAAAACUAUAUGAGCCUAAAACUUGGGCCAUUCAAAUUGAGGUAACCGAUACGGGUCCAGGUAUCGAACCUGCUAUGCAAGAAAAAGUAUUUGAUCCAUUUAUCCAAGGAGACCAAACAUUGUCAAGGAGCUAUGGUGGUACUGGAUUGGGUUUAUCUAUUUGUAGGCAAUUAGCAGAAAUGAUGAAUGGGACUUUAACCUUGAAAUCAACAAUUGGCUCAGGAUCGACAUUUACAUUUAUUGUUCCAUUGCCUCAAAGUGGAGAAAUAAUGGUCGACGAAGAAGAUAUGUUCCAGUUUUGUGAAGACGAAUUUAAUCCUAAAUCUAAAGUUAAUAGAAAGGUUGCAUUUGAUAUUGAACCCGAAAGUGACCAAUUUAAAGCUGCGAAUACAUCAGACUUAAAUUCUAAGGCAGUAAGCUUGAUUGAUGAAAGUGGUGAUGAUAAUUCUGGUAAUAGUGAUUAUAUGCGAGAUGUAAAAGAUGGCGGAGAAGUUGGUCAAAUAGACAGUUCACUUAAUUGUAUUGAGACUAAACCUGGUCCUGAUACUGAAAGAAAAGGUGCAAAUGACCAAUUAUUAAAUGGCAAUAUUACGCAGUUAAUCAAUGGUAUUUCAAGUGGUUCUACAACGCCGAAUCCAGGUAGGAAAAGAGAUUUAGAUUUACCAGGAUUGAGCGAUUUUGAAAAGCCACACUUACUCACAAAAUCUUCAACAGGAACGGCUAGCUCUCAAGGAAUCGAAGGAGCGACAACACCGAAUAACGUUCCAGACGAAUUGUCACAUUUAAAGAUCUUAGUUGCUGAAGAUAACAUGGUUAACCAAGAGGUUAUCAGAAGGAUGUUAAAAUUAGAAGGAUUCACAGACAUUACAAUGGCCUGUAAUGGUGCAGAGGCAAUCGAAUUAGUAAAGGAUAUUAAUGAAGAAUCCGGGCUAUUCGAUCUUAUUCUAAUGGAUGUUCAAAUGCCAAAAAUCGAUGGUUUGUUGGCAACAAAGAGGAUCAGAAAUGAUUUACAAUUUAAGAAUCCAAUUAUAGCUUUGACUGCUUUUGCUGACGAAACAAACGUCAAAGAAUGUCUUAAUUGUGGCAUGUCUGGAUUCUUAGCCAAACCAAUCCGUAGGUCUAAUUUGAGAAAAAUUAUAACCGAGCUCAGCCCUACGUUACAGCCAGAGAGUGCUCAAGCUUAA
Messenger RNA from Debaryomyces hansenii CBS767, 3690 nucleotides. It is a transcript of the gene SLN1, whose product is annotated as Sln1p. The coding region runs from base 1 to 3690 and encodes 1229 amino acids. NCBI's taxonomy places the organism in Eukaryota, Fungi, Ascomycota, Pichiomycetes, Serinales, Debaryomycetaceae. Gene Ontology annotation, molecular function: histidine phosphotransfer kinase activity; phosphorelay sensor kinase activity. Gene Ontology annotation, biological process: phosphorelay signal transduction system; protein autophosphorylation. The record is from RefSeq and is a predicted model, not a curated record. The transcript has a single exon.